Messenger RNA from Helianthus annuus (common sunflower), 2213 nucleotides. RefSeq lists its product as uncharacterized. The coding region runs from base 708 to 2006 and encodes 432 amino acids. Lineage: Eukaryota; Viridiplantae; Streptophyta; Magnoliopsida; Asterales; Asteraceae. The transcript is spliced from 10 exons. The record is from RefSeq and is a predicted model, not a curated record.
GGUACCCUGCAAUUAACAAACCAGCAGGAGUUGUUCAUUGGCUCAAACAUAGUAAAGAUGCACAAAACGUUGAUUGGGUUGUUAUACUGGAUGCUGAUAUGAUUAUCAGAGGCCCAAUUUUACCAUGGGAGAUUGGUGCAGAGAAAGGCAGACCCGUUGCUGCAUAUUACGGGUACCUGGUGGGAUGCGAUAACAUACUUGCCAAAUUGCACACUAAAAAUCCUGAACUAUGCGAUAAAGUCGGUGGGCUUUUAGCCAUGCAUAUAGACGAUCUUCGGGCCUUAGCACCAAUGUGGCUUUCUAAAACAGAGGAAGUAAGAGAAGACAAAGCCCAUUGGGCCACAAAUAUAACCGGUGAUAUUUAUGGCAAGGGAUGGAUCAGUGAGAUGUAUGGAUACUCAUUCGGUGCAGCAGAGGUGGGACUUCGACACAAAAUUAACGAUAACCUAAUGAUCUACCCAGGAUAUAUUCCACGAGAGGGUGUUGAACCUAUUCUUAUGCAUUACGGGUUACCGUUUUCUGUUGUAAUUCUGUUAACUAGAAGGGCAAUUCGGCCAUAUAAAAUGACCGAAUUGGCCUUCUCGUUAACAGAAAAAAUGGAUUAAAUUAACCCAGUGGACUGAAAUGGCAACGGUGAAACCUUUUUGGACCCACAGGACGGGGUUUGGGAUACAAUCAAGUGGAGUUUAACCUUUGUUAGAGACUUAAUGGACGUAUGUUUAUAUUCGUACUUCUCAAUGACGGAUGAUCUACGGAAACAAGACCCUCCAGGGGGUAGAAUCGAAAUUAGGGUGGUUUGUGUUCCUAUAGCGCUCGUUGUUGGGUUGCUAGGGUUUGCGGUUGACUUUCCAGUGAUCACAGUUAUUGCAGUCCUUAAAGGCCCGUAUAUGUUGCUAAAAGGGUGGCACCGCUUGUUUCAUGAUUGUAUAGGCCGAGAAGGCCCGUUUUUGGAAAGUAUCUGUGUGCCAUUUGCAGGUCUUGCAAUCUUAUUGUGGCCUUUUGCUGUUGCUGGAGCUGUGUUGGCGUCCAUGUUGGCUGGAAUCUUUCUUGGUUUUUAUGCAGCUGUUGUUGCAUAUCAGGAGUCAUCUUUCUAUCUGGGGAUUUGCUAUAUUGUAGCUACAUUGUCGAUCUAUGAUGAAUACAGCAACGAUAUUCUCGACAUGCCUGAAGGAUCUUGCUUUCCAAGACCUAGGUACCGAAAGAAUGCGGGCUUGCAAUCCGGUUCAACAACACCUUCAGUCUCAAGACCAGUUUCCUUCAAAAACCCACCAUCUCGGUCUAGUUCUUUCACCAACCCCAUGAUCGAGUUGAAACCCUUGGUGUUGCUCGAUAGCUUAUUUCAAGAAUGUCGUCGACAAGGUGAAUUUAUGGUUUUAGAUGGAGUAAUAACCGUUAAAGAGAUUGAUGAUGCAAAAUCCGGGAAAGCUAGCGGAAGAGUGAUUAGUAUCGGUCUCCCAGCUUAUUGUCUUUUUCAGACGCUUUUACGGUCUGCAAAAGCCAACAGUACCGGCAUUUUACUAGAGGAUAAUGUGACGGAGAUAAAUACUGCAAACAGGCCAAAAGAUGGGUUCUAUGACUGGUUCUUGAAUCCACUUUUAGUCAUGAAAGACCAGAUUAAAGCUCAGAAUCUUACUGAUUCAGAAGCGGAAUACUUGGGGAAACUAGUGAUGUUGAGUGGUGAUGCUGAGAAGCUGAAAAACUCGAAUAUUGGCCCACCGCCGGAAUCAGAGCUUAGACGGGCUGAGCUUGAUGCAUUGGCCCGAAGACUUCAAGGGAUCACAAAGUCAAUAUCAAGGUACCCGACAUACAGAAGGCGUUUUGAGAAUAGCAUAAAGGCGAUAUCAGAAGAACUUGACCGGAGGGAUACUAAUAGACGUGGGUCAGUAUCAGGAUCGGGGUCGGAGAGUACAUUUGGCCGAAGGUUUAGCAACCAGAGAUCUUUUAAAACUAAAACGAGUAACCAAGAAGAUGAUCAAGAGGUUGAAAGAGAUAUUGAUGUAGUAUAAUUGGAUUUUCCUUGUAUUUAAUCUUGAUAGUCUAUCAAUAGAGAUGUUGAUGUAGUAUAAUUGGAUUUUACUUGUAUUUAAUCUUGAUGUAGUUAAUCAGAUUUCUAACAACAGCAGAAUGCUAGUGGAUAUAGUAUUGCAGGAAACGGUAGCGUGUUCUUUUAUUUGGAUCUUCAACAUAGCGAAAGUUAAAUAGUUAGACUGGAA